AUUAAAUUGGUGACACAAUCUUGGCAGCACUGUAGCAAUUGAAAAGUCACUAGUGUCAGUGUCGUUUGUCAAAUUUCCCGGAACGAUGAAAAUAUUGCGGAAAAUAGCCUGUGGAGUGAUAUUAAUUAUUAUUUUUCUCAGUAAUAUUGCACUAGUAACAGCUGCAAAACAGAGAUAUGUAACAUGUGGCUCUGUAGUGAAAUUAAUGAACACAGAUCAUAAAGUACGGCUACAUUCCCACGAUGUGAAAUACGGCACUGGUAGUGGCCAGCAAUCGGUCACCGCAACUGAAGUCCAAGAAGACAUCAAUAGUCACUGGGUAAUUAAAGCCGAGUCGGGUAAAGUAUGUCCCAGAGGGGAGCCAAUUAAAUGCGGCUCAACAAUUAGACUGGAGCAUUUAGAAACAAAAAAGAAUUUACAUUCUCAUCAUUUCUCUAGUCCUUUGAGUGGCUACCAGGAAAUUAGUUGUUAUGGGGAUAACGGCGAGGGGGAUACUGGGGAUCAUUGGGUCGUCAUCUGUUCUGGUGAUAAUUGGCAAAGAGAUGACAGUGUCAUGCUUAAACAUGUAGACACUGAUAUGUAUUUAUCAGCGUCUGGGAAGACAUUUGGGCGGCCCAUUAAUGGUCAAAUGGAAGUUGUGGGGGUUAGGUCAUCCACAGGGGCAGUUCAUUGGCAAACUAUGGAAGGUGUGUUCCUACAUGCUCCUGAUCUUGCAGCAAAACAUAUGCACAUGGCACACACAGAACUAUAAUCUUCUUAGGUACUUAGCUUUAAUUUAUUUUUAAUUUUGUAAAGUUGUUUAAAUUUCUAUUGUGAUAUUUGUGACAGGAAUAGAAGACAAAACUUCAUUGUUGUACAUA
This is a messenger RNA of Tribolium madens (black flour beetle), 860 nucleotides long. RefSeq names its product stromal cell-derived factor 2. The record is from RefSeq and is a predicted model, not a curated record. The coding region runs from base 86 to 751 and encodes 221 amino acids. Lineage: Eukaryota; Metazoa; Arthropoda; Insecta; Coleoptera; Tenebrionidae. The transcript is spliced from 3 exons.